Messenger RNA from Acipenser ruthenus (sterlet), 2577 nucleotides. RefSeq names its product tripartite motif-containing protein 16-like protein. Bases 326 to 2047 code for a protein of 573 amino acids. The record is from RefSeq and is a predicted model, not a curated record. Lineage: Eukaryota; Metazoa; Chordata; Actinopteri; Acipenseriformes; Acipenseridae. Gene Ontology annotation, molecular function: zinc ion binding; protein binding. The transcript is spliced from 7 exons.
AUCAAACUACAUGCGGAAUCUAGGGUAUUGACACAGCUAUUCCAAAGGCUGGAGUUAUAUCCUUCUCAUAAACCUUUGCAAAACUAGACUAUAACAGCAUUCUGCUUUUAUUCUAACAUUGCCAUUCUCAAACUCCAGUCCCAUUCAUAACUCUCUCCUCUCUGCCACUCUCACAUUGUUUCAACAGUUUCUGCACAGCCUGCUCGUCUAAACUUGGCCUCAGUCCAAAGCCUCUUGGAGCUUUACAGAGUUCCAGGAGAUCAGAAGCACAGUUACGUUUCGUAUGUUGUGAAAUCGUCAGUCUCUGUGUCUCACUGCAGCAAGAAUGGCAGAAGCAAAUAUUAUGGUAGCAGAGGACCAGUUUAGCUGCCCAGUGUGUCUGGAGAUAUUGAAGGAUCCAGUCACUACAGCAUGUGGACACAGUUACUGUAUGGGGUGUAUUAAGAACUGCUGGGAUCAGACUGAUCAUACAGGUGUCUACAGCUGCCCCCAGUGCAGAGAGACCUUUACCCCAAGGCCUGUUCUGCGCAGAAACACUGUGCUGACUGAAGUUGUGGAGAAAUUAAAGAAGACAAGGUGUAAACCUCCUCCUGUUCAAACUUAUGCUGGACCUGGAGAUGUGCCUUGUGAUUUCUGCACUGGGAGAAAGUUCAAAGCUGUGAAAUCCUGUUUGACGUGCCUGGCCUCUUACUGUGAAACACAUGUCAAGCCACACUAUGAGGGUGCUGCUUUCAAGGGGCACAAGCCGAUCAAUGCAAUUGGAAAUCUGGAGCAGAAGCUUUGUUCUAAACACCAAAAGGUUUUGGAUGUCUACUGUAGAACAGAUCAGAGGUGUAUUUGUGUGUUAUGUACUGUCAAGAAACACAAGAGCCAUGAUACAGUCUCAGCUGAGAAAGAAAGGACUGGAAAACAGAAGCAGCUGGGAGAGACACAGACAGAAAUACAACAGAGAAUCCAGGAGAGACUGAAAGAAACUGAGGAGCUGAAACAGGCUGUGGAGUCACUGAAAAGAUCUGCAUGCAUAGAAAUAAAGGAAAGUGAGAAGAUCUUUACUGAGCUGAUCCGAUCCAUUGAGAAGAUCCACACUGAGGUUAUUGAGCUGAUUGGAGCUAACGAGAAGGCUGCAGUGAAUGAGGCUGAAGGACUCAUGAAGAAACUGGAUCAGGAGAUUGCUGAGCUAAGGAGGAGAAACACUGAGCUGAAACAGCUUUCAGAGACAGAGGAUCACAUCCAUUUUCUACAGAAUUUCCAGUCUCUCUGUGCCCCUCCUGACUUACUCAGCAUUACUGUCAAUACAGACAUCUCUUUUGGGGCUGUGAGGAAAGCUGUAUCUGAACUUAAAGACCAUAUUGAGGACUUCUGCAAGGGUGGAUUAAGCAAAAUAACCAAAACAGUGAAUGAAACAGCAGUUUUUACCCUGGGGUCUAGGAGCAGUGACAGACGUUUCAAAGUGAAUCAAGUUGCAGUUUACAGUCUGCAGACGCCAGAACCAAGGAAAAGAGCUGAGUUUUUAAAAUAUUCCUGUCAGCUCACACUGGACCCCAACACAGCGUAUAGAGAGCUCUGUCUGUCUGAAGGGAACAGAAAGGUGACCCUGAGGGGAGAGACCCAGCUAUAUCCUGAUCACCCAGAGAGAUUUGAUUACUGGGAACAAGUGCUUUGCAGAGAGGGUUUGUCUGGGACUCGCUUUUACUGGGAGAUUGAGUGGAGUGGAGACGGUGCUGAAAUGGGAGUCACAUAUAAAGGAAUCAGCAGGAAAGGAGAAGAUAAUUCCUGUAUCCUUGGACGCAAUGAUAAGUCCUGGAGUUUGGAGUUCGAUGACUCCAGUUACACUGCCUGGCACAAUAACAAGAGAACUGUAAUAACUGCCCCCUGCUCCACCAGAAUAGGAGCAUUUCUGGACUUUAAUGCCGGCACUCUGUCAUUUUAUGGAGUCUCUGACACAAUGACCCUCCUGCACAGAUUCCAAACCACAUUCACUGAGCUGCUCUAUCCUGCGUUGUGGCCUGAUUGUGAUUCCACUGUAUCAAUCUGCCAGCUGAACUAGACUGUUUUGUGUUUUAACACUAGAACGGCCACAUUUAUAGGCAUAUCUAGAACGACCAAGACCAGUCCUUUUGACCGGUGUAUUCAUAACAACAUAAAUAUUAUAAUGAAAGGGCAAAAAAAUCAGAUAUAAGUCAUACUUUUAUUGAGACACAUCAUAUACAGCAUCUCCACAACCGAGAAAAUGUAAAUGAAUGGACAUUCAGACAUAAAUGAGUUUAUAUACAGACGUAUUGCAUAAAGCACAACCAUAAAAAAGAUACAAAAAUAAAUAAAUGUCUGAAAUGAAAUUAAUUAAUUAAUUAAGUAUAUUAUCUAUAUACAAAACUAUACAACUGAAACUAUGUAACUAAGUACCAACAAAGUAAAAUAAAUGGGUGUAUAUUGCCUAUAUACAGUAAAGUACAGUACUGGUAUAUGACAAAGUGCAUACAGAACUGAAAAUGGAUGUAAAAAAAAUGUGUCUGUAUAAAUGUGUUUAUACAGUCAUAAUAUAAUCUAAAUGACAAACAAAUAAAUAUUUGGACAGAA